Molecule: messenger RNA, 1111 nt
Organism: Polyodon spathula (Mississippi paddlefish)
Lineage: Eukaryota; Metazoa; Chordata; Actinopteri; Acipenseriformes; Polyodontidae
Exons: 8
Coding region: 200-1060 (286 amino acids)
Source: RefSeq, a predicted model, not a curated record
AUAGAUAAAGAGGCAGCGAGGUAACCAAUCAUAAAAGACGGGGUUGGGGGGGUGUCUGUGACGCUGUGGGCUGACACGGCGCCGCAGUGAGAGAGAGGCGCGGCGUGGGGUUCAUUGUGUGCCUCCGUGAAUUAAAAUAACCGACAAUAUCGCGGGAGGACCGACAGCCGACAACAGUUAUCUUCUAUAAUAAGAGAAGAUGAGCGCCGCCCAGAACCGCGAGAAGGAAAAUAAGAAACAGUUGCAGCAGUUUCUGGGAGAUCUCGUUCUGCUCGGCUCACUGCAGGGGUUUCAGUAUUUCCAGCCCUGGCUUCGAGGCAAAGAGGAGAUGCUGCUAACUGUGGUGAACGAAGAUGUAGGCUGGAGGUCACCUCGUUUUCCUGGCUCUGUAGCCUCCUCUCUCAGCAGCAGCAGCUCAGGGGGCUGCAGUGUGAAUGUUGGGGUGCCGGGCAGUGAGGAGCCGGCCCUGCUUCUCUCCAGCAGGGUCGGUGAGGGGUACCUCCUCCCUGCCUCCCCCAGCGAUCACGAACUAGCCAUUCCAGAAGUAAACUGCACCCUGUUCCUAUUGGCCGGCUACGCCAAGUAUGGGCGGCCCUACGCCUGGAUCCGCUCCAAUCACGAGCGGCUGGUGAAUAUCGGCGGUGCCGAUUCGCUCAUCAGGGACACGCCCAUGAAACUGAAGUCUGUCGCUGAUUGGAGCACGCAGGGUACGCAGGUGUGGGAGGUGGUCAGUGAGUUGGUCGCUCUCUGUACCUCCCCUCCUCCUGUCAACCCCUUCUCUCUGGACAUGCGCUUCCUCCAGUCCCUCCCGCCCACCCAGAGACUCCUGGCUCCGGGGCGCUGGUCAACUUCCUGGAGAGGAUCGUCGCAACGUUGCAACCCGCAGGAGGCUUAUCACAGCAGAGUGGUGGAAGAUUUGGACAGACUCCAUCGCUUUCAUGUGCAGAGUCUUUGGGAUGUCCAGCGGUCGAGGGCACAGGGACAAGCGGACAGAGCAGACGAAGACCAGCCCGGUCAGCACUGGACCUCACCGGACUCAGAACCACGAAAACAAACUUAAUCCAGGAGAGGCUCCCGAGAUGAAAUGUCUGUCAUGGAACUCUGAAUUGAA